AGUCGUCAGUGAGGCACUGCCAGUGAGCAGUCCACUACGCCCACCGAUACAUUGCGAACAAACCAGUUUGAUCCUUAUCGGAACGUGUUAGAUAUCAGUUUCAUAAUGGCAAGCGCACUUCUGAGUAAAGAAUUGCCCGACAUCGAGAACUUAUUGAAAUUGAAUCCUACUGUCAAACCUUAUACAAAUCUGGUGCCAUCAGCUCAAACCAAGAAGAAUAAACAACAUUGGAAGAGGAAUGCUGACAGAAAAUGCACAAGUUGCCCGACCCUGGAUAAGAACUUCGAUGAUAUCAAACACACCACGCUGUCGGAGCGAGGCGCCCUGAGGGAAGCCGCGAGAUGUUUGAAGUGCGCAGACGCACCGUGCCAGAAAUCGUGCCCCACCCAGAUCGACGUCAAGAGUUUUAUCACCAGCAUCGCUAAUAAGAAUUACUAUGGGGCAGCGAAGGCGAUAUUAUCAGACAACCCAUUAGGUUUGACGUGUGGCAUGGUGUGCCCCACUAGCGAUCUUUGCGUCGGUGGCUGUAACCUCCACGCGAGCGAGGAAGGCGCCAUUAAUAUCGGUGGACUGCAGCACUUCGCUGUUGAUAUUUUCAUGAAAAUGGGCAUCCAUCAAACUUUGGACCCGAAAACGAAACCGCUGCCGAAUGGAGGCGACCAGAAGAUAGCUUUGUUAGGUGGUGGCCCUGCAAGCAUCAGCUGCGCGUGCUUCCUGGCCAGACUUGGCUACAAAAACAUCACUGUGUACGAGAAGGAAAAGUACCUCGGAGGACUGAGUUCUUCAGAAAUACCGCAGUAUCGCCUACCCUACGAUGUAGUGCAAUACGAAAUAGAACUUGUGAAAAAUCUUGGCGUCAAGUUCCUCACGGGAAGAAAAUUAUCUACGCAAGACUUAACUGUGCAAGGUCUUUUAGACGAUGGCCACGCAGCUGUGUUCUUGGGCAUUGGUCUACCGGAACCUAAAAGUGUACCAAUAUUCAAAGGGUUAACUCAACAUAUGGGUUUCUUCACCAGCAAAGAUUUUCUACCUCUAGUUUCCAGGGGUAGCAAAAAAGGUAUGUGCGCAUGCAAAUCAUCGUUGCCCGAACUAUAUGGUAAUGUGAUAGUGCUUGGUGCCGGUGACACUGCUUUUGACUGCGCCACUUCAGCACUCCGAUGCGGUGCUCGGAGGGUAUUCGUGGUGUUCAGGAAAGGAUUCAGCAACAUCCGAGCUGUACCAGAAGAGGUGGAUUUAGCAAAGGAAGAAAAGUGUGAAUUCGUGCCAUUUAUGUCCCCUCAAGAAGUUAUUGUAAAGGACGGAAGAAUUGUCGCAUUGAAAAUGUGUCGUACUGAGCAACUCGAAGACGGCGAGUGGAUAGAAGACACCGACCAAGUAAUGCAAAUAAAAGCAAACUUCAUAAUAUCAGCUUUCGGUUCAGGACUUUAUGAUACAGAUGUAAAAGAAGCGAUGUCAGGUGUUAAGUUGAACCGUUGGGGAUUACCCGAAGUCGAUAGUGCAACAAUGCAAAGUGCGAGUAACCCUAAAGUAUUCAUUGGGGGUGACUUGGCUGGAGUCGCUGAAACCACUGUCGAAUCAGUGAAUGAUGGUAAAACGGCUGCUUGGUACAUGCACUGCUAUUUACAGGGUACACCGUUCGAGUCCCCGGUGGAGUUACCGAAGUUCCACUGCCCAAUAGACGAGGUAGAUCUGUCAGUGGAAGUGUGCGGUAUCAGGUUCGAGAAUCCGUUCGGUCUAGCGAGCGCUCCCCCCACCACUAGCGCGGCCAUGAUCCGACGCGCCUUCCAACAGGGGUGGGGAUUCGCUGUCACUAAAACAUUUGGUUUGGACAAGGAUUUGGUGACUAACGUUUCACCUCGUAUUGUGCGCGGCGUUACUUCUGGUGAGAAUUACGGACCCGGACAAGGGUCUUUCCUCAACAUCGAACUGAUCUCGGAGAAAUGCGAAGCUUAUUGGUGCCGGAGUAUUCAGGAGCUGAAACGGGACUUUCCGGAGAAGGUAGUGAUCGCGUCGAUAAUGUGUUCGUACAACGAAGCGGAUUGGACGGAGUUAUCACGGAAAGCCGAAGACGCUGGUGCCGAUGCUCUGGAGCUGAAUCUAUCAUGCCCCCACGGUAUGGGCGAGUCCGGCAUGGGAUUGGCUUGCGGUCAGGAUCCAGUUUUGGUGAAGGGCAUUUCACAAUGGGUUAGGAAGGCGAUCAAGAUACCUUUCUUCGUGAAACUCACACCUAAUAUUACAGACAUCGUUUCGAUAGCAGUGGCUGCUUAUGAAGGUGGAGCGAGUGGUGUGUCAGCGAUCAACACAGUGUCUGGUUUGAUGACGGUCAGGUCGGACGCUACCCCAUGGCCUGCAGUCGGUAUAGAGAAGCGUACGACAUACGGCGGCGUGUCAGGCAACGCGACGCGGCCGAUGGGCCUCCGCGCGGUGUCCGCCAUCGGGAACAGGCUGCCGCGCUUCCCGAUACUCGGCAUCGGUGGCAUCGACUCGGCCGAUUCCGCGCUACAGUUCAUACUGUGCGGGGCUCCAGUCGUACAGAUAUGCAGUGCAGUUCAGAAUCAAGAUUUCACGGUUGUGGAAGAUUACAUAACCGGUCUGAAGGCUCUUCUGUACUUACGGUCUUUAGGUUUAGACGGAUGGUCAGGACAAUCGCCGCCGACGUUCAAGCAUCAGAAGGGGAAACCGGUUGAAACCCUCUACGAUACUAAUGGCAAGGUGCUCGCGCACUUCGGACCUUACGUUAAACAACGCGAAGACAUCCUUCAUGAAAAACGAAUGAAAUCUGACAUUCUGUGUGCUAACCAAACAGAGAAACAAUACGAAGGCAAAGUUAACAGCGUGACAGAAGUACCGAAAAUUAAGGACGUUUUGGGCGCAGCUUUGCCUAGAAUAGGAGCUUAUAAGACAUUGGAUAAUACUAAACAAGUGGUAGCGUUAAUAGACGAUGAUAUGUGUAUCAACUGUGGGAAAUGCUAUAUGGCCUGCGCAGACUCCGGUUACCAAGCAAUUGAGUUUGAUCCAGAAACUCAUAUACCACACGUGACAGAUGAUUGCACUGGAUGCACAUUGUGCUUGUCCGUUUGUCCCAUCAUUGACUGCAUAUCGAUGGUACCGAAGCAAAUUCCACAUGUAAUCAAAAGAGGAAUCCGCCAAGACGUUUACCCCAUCUCACCUCUGAGUGCAGUUUGUCAAUAAAUCGGAACAAAAUAAAAAAUUAUACUAUGUCUCAUAGAAAAUUGUAUUGUA
This is a messenger RNA of Diatraea saccharalis (sugarcane borer), 3243 nucleotides long. Lineage: Eukaryota; Metazoa; Arthropoda; Insecta; Lepidoptera; Crambidae. The record is from the annotation of a GenBank genome assembly.